Brassica oleracea var. oleracea is the source of this 799-nucleotide messenger RNA. Its product is annotated as DCN1-like protein 4. Gene Ontology annotation, biological process: positive regulation of ubiquitin-protein transferase activity; protein neddylation. The record is from RefSeq and is a predicted model, not a curated record. The transcript has 10 exons. Bases 67 to 768 code for a protein of 233 amino acids. NCBI's taxonomy places the organism in Eukaryota, Viridiplantae, Streptophyta, Magnoliopsida, Brassicales, Brassicaceae. Gene Ontology annotation, molecular function: ubiquitin conjugating enzyme binding; ubiquitin-like protein binding; cullin family protein binding. Gene Ontology annotation, cellular component: ubiquitin ligase complex.
AUUACUCUCUUUCUCUAUUGCUUUGCCCUUCCUUGACCUAGAAGCUUUCACGUCGCUCUUUUCCUGAUGCCUCGUACUGCAUCCAAGCCGACGAAGAAACGGAGUAAACCUUAUACAGUUACCUCUUCAGACACGGAUCCUGUUCCCUCAGCUUCGAGUAAAACUAAAAAGUCGUCCAAAGAGAAUGAUGAAAAAUAUAAGUUGUUUAAUAAGUAUGCCAAUACAUCUUCUGGUGUCAUUGAUCCAGAAGGAAUUGAGAAACUUUGCUCCAAAUUGAAAGUUUCUCAUACUGAUAUCAAGAUCUUGAUGCUGGCUUGGAAAAUGAAGGCUGAAAGACAAGGUUACUUCACAAAGGCUGAAUGGAGAAGAGCACUCAAGGCGUUAAAGGUUGACACUAUCAAAAAAUUGAAGAAAGCCCUUCCUGAGCUCGAGAAAGAGGUCAGAAAGCCAUUGAAUUUUGCAGACUUCUAUGCUUAUGCCUUUCGUUAUUGUUUGACAGAUGAAAGACAAAAUUGCAUAGACAUUGGGACUAUUUGUCAACUCCUAGAUAUGGUCUUAGGAUCAACAUUCCGUGACCAGGUUGAUCACUUUGUCGACUACCUAAAGAUCCAGAAUGAUUACAAAGUCAUCACUAUGGACCAAUGGAUGGGUUUUUAUAGAUUCUGCAAUGAGAUAAGUUUCCCGGACAUGACCAACUACAGUCUAGAACUUGCGUGGCCACUGAUUCUAGACAAUUUUUUUGAGUGGAUGCGCGAAAAGCAAGCAUGAUAGUUUCCAUAUUUGUCAAACUGUUUUAGUC